GGUGGCAGCACCGCAUCACGUGAAUUUUCAUGGCGUUGAAGGGCUAGUCCCGAAUUGUCUUGUGAUUUCGCCAAAUUACUUGCUGUUUCGGAUAUUUAUUGUUAUACAGCAUUAAUUUAUAAGUCGUAGUGGUGAAAAUGUCGGAGUACUGGUUGAUCAGUGCACCUGGUGAUAAGACCUGCCAGCAGACAUGGGACACCCUGAACAAUGCCACCAGAUCGGCCAACCUUUGCGCCAACUACAAAUUCCCAAUCCCUGACCUGAAGGUAGGGACAUUGGAUCAGUUGGUUGGUCUGUCCGACGAUCUGGGUAAGCUUGACACUUUCGUGGAGGGUGUCACCAGAAAAGUAGCUCAGUACCUUGGUGAGGUACUAGAAGACCAACGUGACAAGCUCCAUGAGAAUCUGAUGGCAAACAACAGCGACCUGCCUACGUACCUCACUCGCUUCCAGUGGGACAUGGCUAAGUAUCCGAUCAAGCAGAGUUUACGUAACAUAGCUGACAUCAUUAGUAAACAAUUGGGUCAGAUUGAUGCUGACUUGAAGGUGAAGUCGUCCGCAUACAACGCACUCAAAGGCAACCUGCAAAAUUUAGAGAAGAAGCAGACCGGCAGUCUUCUGACCCGCAACUUGGCUGACUUGGUGAAGAAGGAGCACUUCAUUCUGGACAGUGAAUACCUCACCACAUUGCUUGUCAUCGUGCCUAAGUCGAUGUUUAACGACUGGAACGCCAACUACGAGAAAAUAACUGACAUGAUCGUGCCUCGCUCGUCCCAGAUCAUCCACCAGGACAACGACUACGGGCUCUACACCGUCACUCUCUUCAAGAAGGUAGUGGACGAGUUCAAGCUGCACGCGCGCGAGCGCAAGUUCGUGGUGCGCGAGUUCUCGUACAACGAGGCCGACCUCGCCGCAGGGAAGAACGAGAUCACCAAGCUGGUCACUGACAAGAAGAAGCAGUUCGGUCCCCUGGUGCGAUGGUUGAAAGUGAACUUCUCUGAGUGCUUCUGCGCCUGGAUUCACGUCAAGGCUCUGCGAGUGUUCGUCGAAUCGGUGCUUAGGUACGGCCUACCGGUGAACUUCCAGGCCGUAGUAAUGGUCCCGUCCCGUAAGAGCGUUAAGAAACUACGCGACGUACUUCAACAGCUGUACGCGCAUCUAGAUCAUUCGGCUCAGCACCACUCCAAUUCGCAGGACAACGCCGAGUUGGCCGGCCUCGGUUUCGGCUCCUCAGAAUAUUACCCAUACGUGUUCUACAAGAUCAACAUUGACAUGAUAGAGAAGGCGGCCUAAUUCAUGCGGCUAUCGUAAAGCCACUAAAUGUAUAGGUAAUGUUACCAGAAUGCGCUUAGUUGCCGCUAAGGCCGAAACACUCGCUGUUCAGCCACAAAAAAAAAUAGCUACAAAUAUUUCGUUGAACAAUACAAGUUGUUUGUCACAUAUCUAUUGAAAUUUAUUCACAUAAAUUAUACUAUUUUAUCCCCUCCAUACAGCCUUGUAAAAAGAA
Molecule: messenger RNA, 1506 nt
Organism: Chilo suppressalis (striped riceborer)
Lineage: Eukaryota; Metazoa; Arthropoda; Insecta; Lepidoptera; Crambidae
Source: the annotation of a GenBank genome assembly